Molecule: messenger RNA, 8952 nt
Organism: Budorcas taxicolor (takin)
Lineage: Eukaryota; Metazoa; Chordata; Mammalia; Artiodactyla; Bovidae
Gene: MUC5AC
Product: mucin 5AC, oligomeric mucus/gel-forming
Cellular component (GO): extracellular matrix
Molecular function (GO): protein binding
Source: RefSeq, a predicted model, not a curated record
AUGGGUGUCGGCCGGAGGAGGCUGGCCCCACUCUGGGCCCUGGCCCUCACUCUGGCCUGUGCCCAGCACACAGGCCAGGCCCGGAACAGCGCUGCAGAGCUCAGCUUCGAGCACCCAGACCUCCCUCCUGCCCCUCAGGGGCCUGGCGGCACCGGCCUCCGUGGAGUGACCAUCCACCCGCCUCUGAGGACCGUCCCUGUGGUGCAAGCCCUGAAUGCGGCCCACGGCGGGCGGGUGUGCAGCACGUGGGGCGACUUCCACUACAAGACCUUCGAUGGCGACGUCUUCCGCUUCCCCGGGCUGUGCAACUACGUCUUCUCCGCACACUGCGGCUCCGCCUACGAGGACUUCAACCUGCAGCUCCGCCGUGGCCCUGGGCCCAACAGCACUGCGCCCAGCAGGGUCACCAUGAAGCUGGACGGCCUGGUUGUCAGGCUGACCAAGGGCUCCGUCCUGGUCAACGGCCGCCCAAUUCAGCUGCCCUUCAGCCAGUCCGGGGUCCUCAUCGAGCACAGCAACGGCAAUCUGAAGGUGGUGGCCAAGCUGGGCCUGGUCUUCAUGUGGAACCAGGACGACAGCCUCCUGCUCGAGCUGGACGCCAAGUACGCCAACCAGACUUGCGGGCUGUGCGGAGAUUUCAACGGCGUCCCCGUCUACAACGAGUUCUUCUCACACAAUGUCAGACUGACCCCCACCGAGUUUGGGAGCCUGCAGAAGAUGGACGGCCCCACGGAGCAGUGUCAGGACCCUGUUCCCGAGGACGCUGGGACCUGCUCGGAUGACUCUGGCAUCUGCGAGGAGAUGCUGAGCAGUGAGCCGUUCUCGGGCUGUGCCCGCUUGGUGAACACCAGCAGCUACCUGGAGGCCUGCCGGCACGACCUCUGCCACUGCAGCCGGGUCAACCUCACCAGCUGCCUCUGCCACACCCUGGCCGAGUACUCCCGCCAGUGCGCCCAUGGUGAGAAGGAGCCCCUCCCCGGCCCCCCGAAUCACACAGAGGCAUCACGGGUCCCAGGACGGAGCCCCUGAGGUGUCCCUGCCCCUGGGUCCGAGGAGCCCUCUAGGGCAGGCCCGUGGUGGGCAGGGGCCGUACCCCUCCCUACGCCCUCUCAGCAGACAGUGCGGCACGUGCCACAUGGCCUGCCUGCCUCUGCAGGGAUGGUGCUGGACGACAUCGGCCAGGCGGGCUGCGUCCCCGUGUCCGGGUGCUCCUGUGUAUACAACGGGGCCACCUACGCUCCAGGGACCGGCUACUCCACAGGCUGCACCAACUGCACCUGCUCUGGAGGCCGCUGGACCUGCCAGGAGGCGCCGUGCCCGGGGACCUGCUCGGUGCUGGGUGGCGCCCACAUCUCCACGUUUGACGAGAAGCAGUACAGAGUGCCUGGGGACUGCAGCUACGUGCUGGCCAAGCCUUGUGACAGCAGCGCCUUCACCGUGCUGGCCGAGCUGCGCAGGUGCGGGCUGACCGACAGCGAGACCUGCCUGAAGAGCCUGACGCUGAGCCUGGGCGGGGGCCACACGGUCUUCAUGGUCAAGGCUAGCGGGGAGGUGUUUGUGAACCAGAUCUACACCCAGCUGCCCGUCUCAGCAGCCAACGUCACGCUCUUCAGACCCUCCACCUUCUUCAUCAUCGCCCAGACCCAGCUGGGCCUGCAGCUGGACAUCCAGCUGGUGCCCAUCAUGCAGGUGUUCGUGAGGCUGGCGCCGCAGAACCGAGGGCAGAGCUGCGGCCUGUGCGGGAACUUCAACCAGAACCAGGCCGAUGACUUCCGGACCAUCAGCGGCGUGGUGGAGGGCUCGGCCGCUGCCUUCGCCAACACCUGGAAGAGCCAGGCCGCCUGCCCCAACGUCAAGAACAGCUUCAAGGACCCCUGCUCCCUCAGCGUGGAGAACGGUAAGUACGCUCAGCACUGGUGCUCCCGGCUGACCGACCCCCACGGCCCCUUCGCCCAGUGCCACUCUGCCGUGGACCCCAGUACCUACUACUCGAACUGCCUGUUCGACACCUGCAACUGUGAGAAGAGUGAGGACUGCAUGUGUGCGGCCCUGUCCUCCUACGUCCGGGCCUGCGCCGCCCGAGGCGUGCUGCUCAGUGGCUGGCGGGACGGCGUGUGCACAAAGCCCAUGGCCAACUGCCCCAAGUCACUCGUCUACCGCUACAACAUCAGCACGUGUCCACCCACCUGCCGGUCCCGGAGUGACGAGGACGUCACCUGCAGCAUCAGCUUCGUCCCCGUGGACGGCUGCACCUGCCCCGAUGGCACCUUCCUGGACGACGCCGGCGCAUGUGUGCCGGCCGCCAGCUGCCCCUGCUACCUGCAGGGCUCCGUGAUCCCCAACGGGGAGUCGCUGCACGAGCAGGGCGCCGUCUGCUCCUGCACCCAGGGCACACUGACCUGCAUUGGAGGCCACACCCCAGACCCAGUCUGCGCCCCACCCAUGCUCUACUUCGACUGCCGCAACGCCACGCCCGGGGCCAGCGGGGCCGCCUGUCAGAAGAGCUGCCAUGCCCUGGACAUGGACUGCUACAGCACCAAGUGCGAGCCCGGCUGUGUGUGUCCCGACGGGCUGGUGGCCAGCGGCGAUGGCGGCUGCGUCCCCGUGUCCGCCUGCCCCUGUGUGCACAACGAGGCCAGCUACCAGCCAGGCCAGACCAUCCACGUGGGCUGCAACACCUGCACCUGUCAGAGUCGGACGUGGCAGUGUACCGACCAGCCCUGCCUGGCCACCUGCACGGUGUAUGGGGAUGGCCACUACCUCACCUUUGACGGGCGGCGCUACAGCUUCAGCGGGGACUGCGAGUACACGCUGCUCCAGGACCACUGCGGCGGGAAUGGCAGCACCCAGAACAGCUUCCGCGUCGUCACCGAGAACGUGCCCUGCGGCACCACAGGGACCACCUGCUCCAAGGCCAUCAAGAUCUUCCUGGGGAGCUACGAGCUGAAGCUGAGUGACAGGAAACUGGAGGUGAUCGAGACGGGCCCUCGGCCACCCUACUCCAUCCACCAGAUGGGUAUCUACCUGGUGGUGGACACGGAGCUGGGCCUCACGCUGCUGUGGGACAAGGGUACCAGCAUCUUCCUCAGACUCAGCCCCGAGUUCAAGGGGAGGGUCUGCGGGCUGUGCGGGAACUUCGACGACAAUGCCCUCAACGACUUCACCACACGGAGCCAGUCUGUGGUGGGCGACGUGCUGGAGUUUGGCAACAGCUGGAAAUUCUCCCCGUCGUGCCCGGACGCUCUGGCCCCCAGGGACCCCUGCACCGCCAACCCGUACCGCAGGUCCUGGGCCCAGAAGCAGUGCAGCAUCAUCAACAGUGCCACCUUCAGCGCCUGCCACGCCCACGUGGAGCCAGCCAGGUACUACGAGGCCUGCGUGAGCGAUGCCUGCGCCUGCGACUCGGGGGGCGACUGUGAGUGUUUCUGCACGGCCGUGGCCGCCUACGCCCAGGCCUGCCACGAUGCGGGCGUGUGCGUGUCUUGGCGGACCCCGGACACCUGCCCUCUGUUCUGCGACUACUACAACCCCCAGGGCCAGUGUGAGUGGCACUACCAGCCCUGUGGGGCGCCCUGCCUGAAGACUUGCCAGAACCCCAGCGGCCAGUGCUGGCCCGACACCCGUGGCUUGGAAGGCUGCUACCCCAAGUGCCCACCAGAGGCCCCCAUCUUCGACGAGGACCAGAUGCAAUGUGUGGCUUCAUGCCCGACCCCAUCCCCACAACCCCCCUGCCACGUUGGAGGCCAGUCUUUCUGGCCAAACUCCACGGUGCCCUCGGACAGGAACUGCUACUCCUGCGUCUGCACCAAGGGUGGCGUGCAGUGCGCCUACGACGCGAACGCCUGCGUCUGCACCUACGACGGGAGGCCCUUCCAUUCUGGGGACGUCAUCUACCACACAACGGAUGGCUUGGGGGGCUGCAUCUCGGCCCACUGUGGGGCCAACGGCACCAUCGAGAGAAGGGUCUACACCUGCAGCCCCACCACGCCCACACCCCAGACCACCUUCUCCUUCUCGACAUCCCUGCCCGGUAACUUGACUCCUGGGAAAACAACCCUCUUGACUCCCAGCCCAGUGCCAGUUUCAACAACAAUUUCAAACACAACCUCUGUGUUGUCCACAGCUCCAAGGCCCUCAGAGCAGUCCUCACCUGAGCCCACCACGGUCACCUGUUUACAAGUCUUGUGCAACUGGACUGAGUGGAUGGACGGCAGCUACCCUGGGCCAGGGAGAAACAGUGGCGAUUUUGACACUAUUUCGAAUCUCAGAGCCGAAGGGUAUAAGUUCUGUGCAGAGCCCAGGAGCGUGCAGUGCCGGGCAGAGCGCUUCCCUGACACCCCACUGCAGGAGCUGGGCCAGGAUGUGGUCUGCGACAAGUCCGUGGGCCUGAUUUGCUGGAACAAGGACCAGCUGCCCCCCAUCUGCUACAACUACAAUAUCCGCUUCCUGUGCUGCGAGCUGGUGGACACUUGCAGGACAAACACCGCUUCCCCUGCUGCGCCUGCCACCACACGGACAGCCACAGCUGGAGCCAGCUCUACCUGGGCCACUGGGACCCUCUCCACUUCCACAAAGCUCAGCACUGCCAGCUCACCUCACAUGACCCCAACAAGACGGGCCACGCCCAGCACACACAAGCAGUCCUCUCCUGGGACCACCCCCUGCAAGCCAAAGUGCAGGUGGACCAAGUGGUUCGACGUGGACUUCCCAAUGCCCGGGCCCCACGGGGGAGACAAUGAAACCUUCAGCAACAUCAUGAGGAAUGGAGACACUAUCUGCCACCGACCUGAAUCCAUCAGCAAAGUGGAGUGCCGAGCCGAGAACCACCCCGGGGUCAGCAUCCACGAGCUGGGCCAGCUGGUACAGUGCCGCCAGGAUGUAGGCCUGCUGUGUCGGAACCAGGACCAGAAGGGCAAGACCAGGCUGUGCCUCAACUACCAGAUCAGAGUGCUGUGCUGCGAGCCCCAGGAACACUGCCCUCCCGCCACUGUCACAGUAACCAGCACCUCCAGUCACAACCUCGGCUCCUACAACAAGCUCAACCCCUGUGCAGACAAGCAGCACAACCUCGGCUCCUACAACGAGCUCAACCUCUGUGCAGACAAGCAGCACAAUCUCAGCUCCAACAACCAGUACAACCUCUGUGCACACAAGCAGUGCAACCUCGGCUCCAACAAGCAGUGCAACCUCUGUGCAGACAAGCAGCACAACCUCAGCUCCUACAACGAGCUCAACCUCUGUGCACACAAGCAGUGCAACCUCAGCUCCUACAACGACUCCAACAACCAGUACAACCUCUGUGCAGACAAGCAGCACAACCUCAGCUCCUACAACCAGUCCAACCUCUGUGCAGACAAGCAGCACAACCUCAGCUCCUACAACCAGUCCAACCUCUGUGCACACAAGCAGCACAAUCUCAGCUCCUACAGUAAGGUCAACCUCUGUGCAGACAAGCAGUGCAACAUCGGCUCCUACAACGAGCUCAACCUCUGUGCACACAAGCAGCACAACCUCGGCUCCUACAACGAGCUCAACCUCUGUGCAGACAAGCAGCACAACCUCAGCUCCUACAACGAGCUCAACCUCUGUGCACACAAGCAGUGCAACCUCAGCUCCUACAACGAGCUCAACCCCUGUGCAGACAAGCAGCACAAUCUCAGCUCCUACAAUGAGCUCAACCUCUGUGCACACAGGCAGCACAACCUCGGCUCCUACAAUGAGCUCAACCUCUGUGCACACAAGCAGUGCAACCUCGGCUCCUACAACGAACUCAACCCCUGUGCAGACAAGCAGCACAAUCUCAGCUCCUACAACGAGCUCAACCUCUGUGCACACAAGCAGUGCAACCUCGGCUCCUACAACGAGCUCAACCUCUGUGCACACAAGCAGCACAACCUCGGCUCCUACAACCAGUGCAACCGCUGUGCACACAAGCAGCACAACCUCGGGUCCAACAAGCAGUGCAACCUCUGUGCAGACAAGCAGUGCAACCUCGGGUCCAACAACCAGUACAACCUCUGUGCACACAAGCAGCGCAACCUCGGCUCCAACAAGCAGUGCAACCUCUGCACAGACAAGCAGCGCAACCUUGCCUCCUACAACCAGUGCAACCUCUGUGCACACAAGCAGUGCAACCUCGGGUCCAACAACCAGUACAACCUCUGUGCAGACAAGCAGUGCAACCUCGGCUCCUACAACCAGUACAACCUCUGUGCAGACAAGCAGCACAACCUCAGCUCCUACAACGAGCUCAACCUCUGUGCACACAAGCAGUGCAACCUCAGCUCCUACAACGAGCUCAACCCCUGUGCAGACAAGCAGCACAAUCUCAGCUCCUACAACGAGCUCAACCUCUGUGCACACAAGCAGUGCAACCUCGGCUCCUACAACGAGCUCAACCUCUGUGCACACAAGCAGCACCACCUCGGCUCCUACAACCAGUGCAACCUCUGUGCACACAAGCAGUGCAACCUCGGCUCCUACAACCAGUGCAACCUCUGUGCACACAAGCAGUGCAACCUCGGCUCCUACAACCAUACAACCUCUGUGCACACAAGCAGCACCACCUCGGCUCCUACAACCAGCUCCACCUCUGUUCCUGCAUCUGAGACCACCCCGUCCCCACCGGGGACCACACCUUGCUCCUGCAGUGUGUCUGGACAGUUGCACUCCGCAGGGUCCAACAUCUAUCAAGUGACUGACCUAUUGGGCCACUGCUAUUAUGCCUUUUGUAGCCUGGACUGCCACGUGGUCAAGGGAACGGCCCCCACCUGUCCCACCAGCAUGCCACCUCCCACCCCGACCACCUCCUCACCAGAGUCCUCCCCUUCUACCUCCGUGUCAGUCCCUCCACAAGGGUGCCCAAAUGCAGUCCCCCCAAGAACGAAAGGUGAGACCUGGCCCAUGCCCAACUGCUCUGAGGCCACCUGCCAGGGCAACGGGGUCAUCACGGUGAGCCCGCGCCGCUGUCCGAGGGUGCAGAAGCCCACCUGUGCCAACGGCUACCCCGCCGUGCAGGUGGCUGACCGUGACGGCUGCUGUUCACACUACCAGUGCCAGUGCGUGUGCAGCGGCUGGGGGGACCCACACUACAUCACAUUCGACGGCACCUACUACACGUUCCUGGACAACUGCACGUACGUGCUGGCACAGCAGAUCGUGCCGGUGUACGGCCACUUCCGCGUGCUGGUCGAGAACUAUUUCUGCAAUGCGGAAGAUGGGCUAUCCUGCCCACAGUCCAUCAUUGUUGAGUACCAGGAGAACCGCGUCACGCUGGUCCGCAAGCCCGUCCACGGGGUGAUGACUAAUGAGAUCAUCUUUAAUGGCGAGGUGGUAAGGCCCGGCUUCCAGAAAGGCGGCAUUGCUGUCUCCCAAGUCGGCAUCAAGAUGUACGUGAGAAUUCCUGAGCUCGGUGUCCGGGUCAUGUUCAGCGGCCUCGUCUUCUCCGUGGAAGUGCCCUUCAGCAAGUUCGCCAACAACACAGAAGGGCAGUGCGGCACCUGCACCAACGACCAGAAGGACGAGUGCCGCCUGCCCGGGGGUGCGGUGGUGGCCUCCUGCUCCGACAUGUCCAGCCACUGGAAGGUGGCAUACCCCGGCCAGCCGCCCUGCAACGGGCCUCCCCCGACGCCCACCCCAGUGGAGCCCAGGACCUCGCCUACCCCGUGCCCACCUUCGCCAAUCUGCCAGCUCAUUCUGAGCAAGCCCUUCGAGCUGUGCCACGUGCUGAUCCCGCCCUGGCCGUAUUACCAAGGCUGCACCUUCGACCAGUGCCACAUGCCCGGCAUGGACGUGGUGUGCUCUGCCCUGGAGCUCUAUGCCGCCCUCUGUGCGUCCCUUGGCGUCUGCAUCGACUGGCGGGGCCAGACCAACUACACGUGCCCCUUCACCUGCCCUGCUGGCAUGGAGUACCGGCCGUGCGGCCCGCCCAGCCCCUCCUACUGCUACAUGAACAGCAGCGCCAGCCCCCUGGCCCUCCUAGAACCCAGUCCCAUCACGGAAGGCUGCUUCUGCCCACAGGGCACAAUGCUGUACAGCUCAAGCAAGGAGGUCUGCGUGCCCACUGACUGCAACGCCUGUGACAUCAGACACUGCCCUGAGCCCGAGCCCUGCCCGAAAGGCUCGCACGCCGUCCAGACCUACAGAGAGGCGGCCUGCUGCCCGGCCUACAGCUGCAGCUGGACCGUCUGCAGCAUCAAUGGCACCCUGUACCAGCCCGGCGCCGUGGUCUCCUCCAGCCUGUGUGAAAAAUGUUGGUGUGAGCUGCCGGGGGGAGCCUCGUCAGACACCUUUUCGAUCAACUGUGAGACCCAGAUCUGCAGCACCUCCUGCCCCCUGGGCUUCAAGUACCAGGCUCGGGCCGGGCAGUGCUGUGGUGAGUGCGUGCAGGUGGCCUGCGUCAUCAACACCAGCAACAGCUCUGCCCACCUCUUCUACCCGGGCGAGUCCUGGUCAGACCCCGGAGACCACUGCAUCUCACAUGAGUGUGAGCGGCACCAGGAUGGGCUCGUGGUGGUGACCACAAAGAAGGCGUGUCCCCCGCUUAACUGUUCUGCGGACGAGGCUCUGCCAAGCGAGGACGGCUGCUGCCUCUUCUGCCCCCUACCCAACCGGUCGGCCUGCGCGGUGCACCACCAGCUCCAGGUCCUCCGGCUGCAGGGUUGCAGCUCCCCCGGGCCCGUGCGCCUCGCCUACUGCCGGGGCAACUGCGGGGACACCACCUCCGUGUACGUGAGCCCGCCCCCGCCCCACCCCGCGGGGCCACCACUUCCCUGGGCGUGAGCCCCUACCCCCCCUCUCACCUACACGGAGGUGGAGGAGUGCGGCUGCGCGGGCCUGCAAUGCGACUCCCCCGGCGGCCUCGGCCUCUCGGCGGUGGCGCUGGAGCCAAGGCCGGAGAGCGGGCUCAGGCGCCGCGGGAGAAGGGCCCCGCGGGCCCGGCCCCUUCAGUAG